UGGAGCUAUCGAUCGGCCACCGCCGCCGACAGAGUGAAAAACGCGUGUAAGUGCAGUCGACGCCUAUUUACGUACGAGAGUUUUGCACGUCCGAAAUUUUCCCCUAUACCCAAAACAAAAAAACAAAACAAAACUAAAUACCAUUAAAUAUAAAACAAGUCUGUUUACGAGAGCGCACUUAGCUCUCAUUCAUACAAACCCGUGUUCAAAUAAUCAGUCAAAAUUCCAUUCUCAACGUUCAAACAGUCUUUCACCACCAAUGUCAAUUAUUUGAAACGAAGGUUCUCUUCGGGAGACCUAUCCUCGGAAGCGGACGAUGCCGACCCGUCGAUGGCCCCCACCGACAGGCCACCGGCGGCGCCUGGGACGCAGUCGCAACAGCGCGCCCAGCAGCGGCAGUACGCGUCCAAACCGUCUCGUUCGCAGGCCGCCACGCCGGCGUCCGAAGCGGCUGACAUGCGACUGGAGUUCCAGCAACAGCAGCAGCCGGGCAACCGGACCAUCAGCGCGCCGACCAGCCCGGCCAAGACGAGAGACUCGAUACUGCAGCGCGUCCAAUCACUGACGGACGCGGCCAAGGAGAAGGCCAGCUCGAUAAGCAACGACAUCAAGUACGCGGCAGCAACACGAAGACAGCAAAGAGUGAGCAAAGACCGUUUGUUGACGUUGCUCGUGGUGGACGACGAGAACUUCGAAUGGUCUAGAUACUUCCGGGGCAAACGGUUCUUUGGCGACUUCGAGAUACACGUCGAACAGGCGGACAUCAAAGACCUGACGGUAACCGCGAGCGCGGAAAGAGGAUGCACUGUCAGCAUGGCAGUGCUCUCGCCUUCCGGUUCCAGGGUGGUCCGUUCGUUCAGACCGGAUUUCUUCCUGUGCCGACAGAGCGUCAGAGACGCCAGUAAGGAUUACCGUAACGUCUUGUUGGGACUGAACAUCGGUGGCGUGCCCAGCAUCAAUUCGUUACAUUCGUUGUACAACUUUCAGGAUAAACCGUGGGUGUACGGGCAAUUGGUACAACUUCAAAAAAAGUUGGGCAAGGAAAAUUUUCCGUUGAUUGAACAGACUUUCUACCCGAGCUCCGGCGAAAUGUCGGUGGCCACUCAAUUGCCAGUGGUCCUCAAAGUUGGACACGCUCAUGGAGGCGUCGGCAAAAUCAAAGUCGAAAAUAAUUCUGACUUCCAGGACAUGACAUCAAUUGUAUCUGUUGCUUCGACGUACUGCACCACCGAACCAUUUGUCGAUAGCAAAUACGAUCUUCAUCUAACUAAAAUCGGACCUCAUUACAGAGCGUUGAUGCGUAAAAGCGUCUCAGGCAAUUGGAAAUCGUGUGUGGGUUCGGCGAUGUUGGAAGAAACAGAAGUUCUAGAAAGAUACAAAUUUUGGCUGGACGCUGUGGCAGAACUUUUUGGUGGUCUGGAUAUCUUGUCAUUGGAGGUAGUUGUUUCCAAAGACGGAAUAGAGCAAAUCAUUGGGGUCAACGACUCUGCAUUAUCCUUGCUGGGAAAUCAGCAAGAAGAAGACAGGAAACAUAUUUUUGAUUUGAUCAUGGAACGAUUAGAAACACAAGUAUUGGCAAAUAUGAGUCUUCAAGCAGUUAGCCAACCACAAGAAGAAGAACCACCAGCCAUUCCGGCGAGACGAGAUUCUUUGGUUUCAGAGAGCAGCGUGACCAGCAGCCACCAAUCUAGCCAACCGGUGAAAGCGAACCUAAGUCGUCAAGGUUCCAUCGUUUCAGCUGCGGCUCCAGUUCCGGUGCAGCAAAACAAAGCAGGGCAGCUGGACGACACCGAAGACACGAUGAAAAAUCUGAGGAAAACUUUCGCUGGAAUUUUCGGCGAAAUGUAAAUGCGAACUCGCCGAAACGACAAAACUGGAAUACCGACGAAAAAAGAUAUUGGAGAAAACAUACUUUAACAUAAAACUAUUGUGUGUUUGCACCACGUAUUAUUUAUGCCUUUUGACAUUAACAAGCUAAACUGUUGAUUUAAUGGAACGAAAAAAAAAAAAAACUAGAAUAGUAAAUUUAAACGGUUUGGCCAAAAAUCGUACGCACUAGAUGUUUAUUAUACGAAAAAAUGCGACGGGAUCAACAAUUUAGUCCACCGAAUACAUUAUUAUUUCAAUAUUAUUCGAGUUACAUAGACAAAACCUGUUAAGUUUUUAUUGUUUAAUUGUAAUCACUUGGCUUUUGCUAAUAUUAUUUGUUUUAGAAAAAAAAUGUUUUCCCGCCUUUCUAUAAAUUUGAUUGUUCUUGAAUUACGUUAUCAUUAAACCUAAUAAUAUAACCUUAUUAAUACUCACUCUAUAUUAUCUAUUAUGUACAUAUAUUAUUAUAUUAUAAUAUAUGCUAUAAAGAAAUUACAUUUUAAAACGGUCAUAAUCAUGGUUAAACUCAAUAUUGUGUGAUCGAUUAAAGCAAUAUAAUUUAAUAUAUUAUAUUAAUAUUAAACGUAAUAGAAUAGACAUAAAAAUACAUAACAAUAUUAUCAAAUUAAUAAUAUAAUCAUACUAUUAUACAACAUUUCUCUUGGCUUUACAUAUUAUUAUAAUAAUAUAUUUUUAAUUCUUUCCUAUAUUAAACAUAGAAAAAAUAAUAAGUAAAGGUUUACCACCCUUAGAACGUGUUUGACUUAUUUUUAUUAGUUAGUAAGUUUUAAUUGACACCAAACGAACGAAACAACAAUAAUUUUAACUUUAUAAUCAUAAUAAUAUAUUUUAAUGAUAGGCAUUUUAUACCAAUAAUUUGCCAACAUUACACACGACGUGUGUAUUAUAUUAUACAAACACAUUGAUUUAUGGAACAAAUAAACCUAAGUAGACUAUUUUUUUUUUAAAUAGUUAUUUGAUACAAUAUUUUAUGAUAAUAAUUACUUUAUUGGUUAAUUAUUAUUAUUACUUUUUGUUAAUUAAUUAAAUUCGAUUUUUUACGAAUCUUAAUUAUUGAUUCUUUAUAAAGUUAUUGGAAAAUUAAAGAAAAAUAUUAUUGUAGUAAGUCAAACUUUGUUUUUUUAAACUGACGUCAACGACCUCAUGUUUUAUCCUGCAUUUGUCCAUAUUCAAUAGCAUCAUUGCAAUUAAAAAUAUACUUUGGAGGAAUACACAUUGCUAAUGAAAUAUUGUAUGAAUUCUAAACCAAUAUUUUGUAACAUAAAUAUAAUUAUACUCCUGUAAAAUUUUUGGAAAAUAAAUCAUUUUUAUUUCUUA
Molecule: messenger RNA, 3207 nt
Organism: Metopolophium dirhodum (rose-grain aphid)
Lineage: Eukaryota; Metazoa; Arthropoda; Insecta; Hemiptera; Aphididae
Gene: Syn
Product: synapsin
Exons: 10
Coding region: 331-1848 (505 amino acids)
Biological process (GO): neurotransmitter secretion
Cellular component (GO): synaptic vesicle membrane; synaptic vesicle
Molecular function (GO): metal ion binding; ATP binding
Source: RefSeq, a predicted model, not a curated record